CUAAUAUUAUUGUUUUAAUAUUUUGAUUGGCCAAAAAAAGGAACCCAACUCAUUUUUAUUGUAAAAUGAGGUGCAUUCAACUGAAAUGGGAUUGGAUUAUGUAUCCAUUUUCACAUUACUUACUUUAUACAACUUUCAUUAAUAAGUCAAUCUCCUCUCUUCUUGCCUUAAAAUCAAUUUCUUCUCUCGUUUUCUUCCUCACUGUUUCUCUGUAUUUUCUCAUAUCUAAACACUCUCUACUUUUUGCUUCUUCUUGAUCUCUUUUGUUAUGGAUAAUCAAGAGCAGGAAAAGAAUCAAUCCUCAGUUUAGGCGAAGAUUAUGGAAAGGCGUGGUUGGGAGAAAAGUAUCAGAGGAGUCGGAGCAAUGUCGAAUAGAUCUGAAAUAGAAGUAUUUUCGGACGCCGCAACGGAAUUUCAAGAUGGCGAAUCAGGUUGGAGUACGGAUAUUGUUAGCCAAGCCGACAAGGCUCUUGCUUCCGCCAUUUCAUUCAAAGAUUGUGAAGAUUUCGAUAUCCUUCAAUCACCACGGAAUUCAGUUGAUGGAAGCCAAAAUGAAAAUCCUGUUCCAAGAAGCAUGCCUAUUCUGCCAGUGAGCACACCCGAGCACCAUGAUGUUGGCUUGAGCUAUAGUAAAGAUUCCGAGGAUAAAAACGGCUCUGCUAGUGAAGUGGUCUCAAUCGAAACGGAAACACUAAAGGGUAUCUCUGAAGAGAGUAGGAAAGUCAAUGCUGGUGUUAGUGUAGCAGCUUGCUCUGUUGGGCAAGCAACUGAUGCCAAUGAGAAAGAAGGCAGCAAGUUUAAUGAAAACCUAUCGAGUGCCUUGGUUUUGCCUAGCAAACAUGCUGGCAAAUUAUCUGAAACAGAAUCUAUCUCUGAAACGAGACUGGACGAAACUUCAGAUAUAUCUUCUAAGACAUCCAUUAGUGGAAACGGUGAGCAUGAGACUGAUGGAAAGGGAAACCCUGGAAUUAGUUUUGAAGAAAAUUUAAUGGAUGCAGGUCUGAAAUCUGAAAAUGCUGAGGAUUUAAUUUCAGAGACUGCUUUGGCUGACAAAAUUGUGGAAUUAGAGGAAAAUAGUGACAAUUUGGCUCUCAACACGGUCAUUGAUGAUCUUUUGUCCAAAGCUGAAUCUACAAAUGAUAAGAAUGUGUCUACGGGUACCUUUGAAUUACAGACUGAUGUAGCACAGGGUACAGACUCUUCCAUUGAUGUCGAUUCAAAUGAGGUCAAUGAAAAAAAGGAAAAGGAAAAAGAAAGUGGUUAUGUGCUCUGCAGUCCUGAUGAUAUUCCUGUUGUAGAUGAUGCUGAAAUCAAGCUUGAAGGUUUUAAAGAUCAUACGAGAGUGAAUUUACCUCAAUCGGAGACCUUAGCUUCUAAAGAAAUAAUUGUUGAUAAGGAAGACGAAGUCAAAGACCAUGUUUCACAGGAGAAGUCCAAUACAUUUGUGUCUAAUCCAAUGGAUGAAGAAAUUGCUAUUGAAGAUAGCUAUAAACUUAGUGGAAAUAAUGAAGCUAUCAUUGAAGAAGUGUUCGUGAUUGGGAAUGCUGAUGUGAUUCAGAUCGAUAAAGGGUCCGAUGCAUUAGUUGAUGCUGAUACAACUGAGAAUGAGAAGGAUUGGGUAGUCCAGUCUCUCAGAAAACAGCAGCUGGUCAAUGUUGCAGAUGAGUUAAAUAAAGGGUCCAAUGCGUUGUCUCCUCUGGACGCUGAUACAAGUGAGAAUGAGAAGGAUCAGGAAGUCCUGUCUCUCAAAGAACAGCAACCGGUCUAUGUUGCUGAUGAUUUGCAAAAGAUGGGAUUUCAAGGAAGCAUGUUAAAUGAUGCACCUGAUGUGAAACCUAUGGUUAUAGAUGCUGAUGUAAAGGCUGGAAAGUUAAAUAAUGUUGUUGGAGAUGAAAAUUAUGUGAAAAACAUGAGAACAUCAUGUGAAUCUAUGGAUAGUUCUUCACUAUUGCAUGCUAAUCCAGCAUUUCAUUUACUUGAAGUUGAGGACUCUGAUGAUAUUGGGACAAGAAAAACUGAAAAAUCUGACAUCAAUGAAGUUGAAAGUGGAGAUGGACUGGAGGAGGGAUAUGUUUCUACAAAGAUGGACUCUACAUCCGAAUCGACUAGCACUCAUUACCAAUCUGCUAUUGUCACCGAGGAAGUGAAUGAGACUGAAGGCCUGCAGUCAAAUAGUGUUUCUAACAGUGAAGAUUACAAAAAGGAACCUGAAAUAAGUAAGGGUAACAAAGUACAUGGAGAGUGUGCAGCCGAAGAUCUUAUGGCUUCUGCCAUUGACAAUAGUGAACGAAACGAGUUUGAGAGAACAUCAGUCAAUCAGUUGAAAAAGGAGUUGGUACAUUCUGGUCCUGUCAAUGAUAGUCAUAACAGAGAGUCCAGAGUGGCUGCUUCUCAGACUAGUGCUGCAAUUUUGCAAGGGGAAGCCAAAAAUGGAUCUUCUAAACCUCAACUUGAUACAACUGUAGGUGAUUUUUCGAUUGAAUCAAAUAGUCGAACUGAUAGUUUGGAAGGCCACUGGGGAUCUGUUUCAGAACAGUUCUUUCAACCCAAUCUGAUAACCAGGCUGCCAUGGACACUGAAACUUUACCAUCAACCGGAUCACAAGCACUUUCAGAAGCAGAGAAAGCCAACACAAAGAAGUCAAAACUGGCAUCCAAAGAACAACAUUUCAAUAAAUCCGACGAAUUUGAGCCACCGUCUUUCAUGACAUUGGUUGAAGGUGGAGGCAGUGACCAAAAAGCUGCUGCUGUUUCUGAAGCCCCAACAGGUGGAAACCCGAGAGCUGGCUGGUUUCCUUCACUUACUCAUGCAACAAAUGAGUCCCAAGGAAGAAAAAAGAAUGAAGAGAUCAUACAGAAGGUGGCUAACUGGAAUGCAAACCAGCACGGUCCUUUGAAGAACUUAGCCAAUAGUGAACCCAAACCCAAGUCCCCUAACUUGAAUCAGAACCCAAACCCAAACGCGAACCCCACUGUUUUGGCUCCCAGAGAUGAUGGAGGCAAAGUAAGCUCAAUGGUGGGCCCUGAAACACCUAUGGCUGAGGCAACCAAUGUUGAAGCAGAGAAAGAAUGGAAGUCUCCUGCAAGGUAUCCAUCUGAUAGAAAGAGAGAAAAGAGGAAAGCUAAAGGUAGGCCAUUGUGGGUACAGUUUGUAUGUUGCUCAUCUGCCAAUUAGGAUUAUAAAUUAUUUGGGACCUAUGUUACUCAUGUCUUGGAUGAGUUUGGAGAUAUAAUCUUUUAUAAGGAAAAACUUGAAAAAGAUCUCACUGGUAUCGGAUUUCUACACUUGAAUCCGAAUCCGAGUAACAUAGCUUAAUACUAACAGUCUGUUUUGUAUCAUGUUUUUUCUUUUUGUGUAUUAUAAUCAUGUUUAUACGUUAAUAA
This is a messenger RNA of Gossypium arboreum, 3383 nucleotides long. RefSeq lists its product as uncharacterized. The transcript is spliced from 4 exons. Lineage: Eukaryota; Viridiplantae; Streptophyta; Magnoliopsida; Malvales; Malvaceae. Bases 320 to 2707 code for a protein of 795 amino acids. The record is from RefSeq and is a predicted model, not a curated record.